Molecule: messenger RNA, 5659 nt
Organism: Anastrepha ludens (Mexican fruit fly)
Lineage: Eukaryota; Metazoa; Arthropoda; Insecta; Diptera; Tephritidae
Gene: Skeletor
Product: protein Skeletor, isoforms B/C
Exons: 10
Coding region: 464-4996 (1510 amino acids)
Source: RefSeq, a predicted model, not a curated record
UUGGCGUUCAUUACGGUUUGGUAGUUAGUGGCGUUCGGACGUGUUUUAAAGAGCAAUGAAUUAACUUGUUCGCUUUGCUCCAACUGAGUUUUUGCCAUUUAUGAACAAAUAUACACACACAUUUAUACGUACAUGCAUAUGCUUGUACAUAUGUGGCGCACAUCAAUUGCGUUUGCGACAAUUUGAAGUCGAAAUUUUUUAAAAAGUGCGUUAACUAAUAAAAGUCAACAGUUAAAAAUCCAAUUUGAUUGUUUCGUAAUAAGCCAAGAAAGCAAGAAACGUAGUUCUGUGAGUCUAAGCAAAAAUCCAUUUCAACGACGUACUAUGCGAAACACUAUUUAAAAACAGAUCAAAGAAAACAUUUUUACAAAUAGCGAUACUUGUUGCACAAUUAACGUAUAAUACCUCACUCUUUCGAAAAGGAUAAUAACAACGUUCACAGGACCGCACCGCCAGCUCUAAUAUGGCUCCGUCUAAGCAGAUUUUCCUAAACAUCGUAAUUGGAUUACUUUGCUAUAGGUUUCCCGCUCCAACAAACGCUUCAUUUCCCUAUUAUGGUGCUAAAAUUGGGGCAUUAACACGGCUGCAUCAUGGAGUUUCAGGAGAUGUAUACGCCGUUGACUCUCGCACACUUUUUAUUAAGAACUUUAAUUAUGAUGGCGAGGCACCUGCUGCCUACUUCUACGUAGGCAACACGCCCAAACCCAGCAACGAUGGAGCUCAACGCCUGCGUGAUGAGCGCGGCGGGGACACUGCACUCACUCGCCGAUAUCGUAACAAAGACAUAACACUUCCGUUACCCGAUGGUAAAACACUGCGUGACAUUAAAUGGUUUUCAGUGUGGUGCGAUGAAUUUGCCGUUAAUUUUGGUGACGUUUCCAUUCCGAGUGACUUGGACUUCCCUAGACCACAGAAGAUCGCAUCCCUGAAGGGCGUGCAUGCAGUAUCCUCUGAUAAUAUUGUAAUUGUUGAUGCGCAAACACUUUUAAUACCUAACUUUAGUUACGAUGGGGAGGCACCAGAUGCAAAAUUCUGGGUUGGCCGCGGGCAGCGGCCUAGUCCUCAAGGGCUUCGUAUACCCGAUGAGAAUGGCAAAGAAAUUCCACUUCGACGCUACGAUCGCAAAACUAUUGUGCUCACUCUACCCGACGAUUUGACUAUUUUCGACAUAGGGCACUUUGGUGUGUGGUGUGAGGCUUUCACCGUCGACUUUGGUCAUGUUCGUAUACCCGAGGGAUUGAACGUGCCACCGUCCCUGAAAAUGCUUGGGAUUAGUCCACAGUCGAGAUUGAAUUGUGAAGUUCUUUAUGAUGAUUUAGCAUUUGAAGUAAGAUGGGCCGUUGCCGGUGACAGUAUUGUCAUACAACUAAUAGCUAAAUUGGAUACCAAGGAGUACAUGUCAUUCGGUGUUUCAAAAAGUCCAGAGAGGAGUGUUAUGAUUGGCUCAGAUGUUGUGGUUGCAUGGGUUGAUAAAGAUUCUGGUAAAGGUUUUGCAGUGGAUUAUUAUUUGGGUGAUAAGUCACAAUGUUCUGGUGGUCUCGGGGUAUGCCCUAAAGUGAAUAUUGAGAAUGGAACAAACUCAAUACGUCUAUUAAACGCUGCUUGGGUAAAUGGAUAUUCCAUUGUUACGUACCAACGUUCUCUACAAUCAAAUAGCAAAUUUGAUGUUCCGAUUUUGGUAAAUGCGUCUCAGGCGAUUGUCUGGGGCAUCGGUCCGCUUAAUGAACGGAACGAAGCGUCAUAUCAUACUCACUUUACACGCUUCUCAACUCAUAUUGAUUUUGGUCGGCAACCCAUUUGGAAUUGUCCAUCGCCUGAAGGUGCUAAACCAGACAACGACAGUGAUGAAGACAAAGCUGUAGAUAUCCAGAAUGUUGGAUUUCAGGGUUAUCCACCUUCCAACGUGGGUACCUCGACAACACUAUCCAUAAAAAAAAAUGACGAGUUUGAAGAAGAAUUUUACAAUAAUCGUUCACAAGCGCUACAUAGUCCAAAUAGGCGCCAAGAAUCAACUCAUCAGCGUCAACGGCCACACUCCCGUCCUGUGCCUACACCAAAGCCAUCGAGUACCAGUGGAGCGUGGGAUAUUCCGGCUAUUCAAUGUUAUGAACCGGAAGAUGGCGUAUUUUAUGCACAAAUGGGUCCAACAGGUGGAAAACAUGGUUACUCCGCUAUAACUGGGCACGUUGGCUGGGGUAUAUCAUGGUAUAUCAACGGCUUACUCAUACCUGAAAUACAUGUCGUGCGCGGCAAAACGUACACGUUUGUAGUAGAAGGAGGUAUUGAUGCUGAUAUACCUGCUAAAUACCAUCCAUUCUAUAUCACCGAUGACUCUGUAGGUGGUUACGAACACAAGAGAGAGGAAGAAAAGAAGGCUGUUCGUAUAUUCGCUGGCGUGCAUCGAACUCGUUCGGGUCAAUUGACACCAAUAGGCAUUGGGCGCCUCUGCAACUGGACACCGGAUGCUGAUGGUCCAUCUGCUGAUGAUUAUCAAUCCUUUGGAGCCUAUCAACGAACGCUAACUUUAAAAUGCGAUCCAGGUGAACCUGGGGUUAUUACUUGGACUCCAGAUCGUAACACACCAGACACUGUUUACUAUCAAUGUUUCACGCAUCGUUAUUUGGGAUGGAAGAUUCACGUACACGAUUCUUGCGAUGAUUCACGCUUUUCCGCAUCGGCUUCAGAGAAACACGAAGUGCACGUACCAUUUCAUGCCCCCGAUGACGUCGAUGAUAUAGCUGCCGAAGCGUCAAUUCAUCACGAAACUAAGGUCAGCCCCAACGAUAAUUUUUUAUUGAAGCACCAAACAGAUUUGAUAAAAAAUCAUAAUAUGAAUGGAACACCGCCAAAAUUGACUUUUGAAAUAACGAAAUCAUCGGAAAUUACUAAACUGAUUUCAGAUGGAAUUCACGCUGCCGAAGCUCUCGAGAAGAGUAUACUAAGGAACACCAACAGUCACAACAGAAAUAUCAACAGCAACACCAACAACAUUUAUAAUAUAAACCGUAAUACCGCUAAGACUCCAACCCAAAGUGUUCCCCCUAAUAAGCAACAGCAACAACAAUUAAGCACGAGUCCCACAGCAAGCAUUCGAACAAAUGCCAUUGGAGCAAAUACACUGGCUCAAGCACCACAGGGACAAUUAUCAUUAGAACCUUAUAUUGCUACAGCAGUACCAGAAAUAUUACAUGGAGAAAACCAUAUCCAUUCAUAUCACAAGGUUCCACAAACAUUGUUACACAUUAACUCUAAAAAAACAUUGCCACCCACAUCAUCAGAACCACUUCAUCAUUUACAUCACCAUUCACAACUUCACCAUUUGAAUAAUCUUACUAAUAUUCCAGCGCAAUCACAAAAAACAAUAAGUCUCUCAGAGUUUCUUCGCCCGCCACAAAAUGCCGCACUUUUUCAUCCCGUCAAAUUACCAGGACGUCGACCACUCCCUGGCCCCAUCAAAAAGAUUCCAUCCACUAAGCCUGUACUUCCACAACAGCUACAACGCAAGCCUCAUUUUCCAAUACAGCCAAUACCCCAGCCAUCUGUUAUAGUCAGUCAUUACCGCAAACCAGUACCGGGUCUGCUAAAGCCUUUUCUCAAAGAGAAACCACUUCCACUUCAAUCUAUAGCAGCUUCCGUAUUAUUGCUUGGCCAACCAACAACUUUGGGUGGUCUACGCAAAACUGAUCCUGUACUAAUGCAUCCAAAGCCAAACUCCAUCAUACCUGUACCCUACAUUGAUGUUGUCCCACAAGAAUCAAUUCAAACGUAUAUUUUCACUAAUAAAGAAAAUAUAAGUGGAAAUGGGAGCGAUGAGAAUAAACAAAAACUCUUUCAAUUGUCAUUGCUGCCAAACCAACUGCUUGAGCAAGCCGAACCUGUUUCUGCGGCUACAGAUACCAUCAAACAGCAGUUCGAUAUAAAAGAUGUGAAAGAAAACCCGUCCUCACUGCAGAUCGCCACAAUGAAGCCUGCCAUCAAUAAUGGAUUUAAACCUGAUUCGGUCGUCGUAGAAAGUGGUUUCCGACCCAUUUUACGUUCAGAUGGUGGAGCGCAACCACCUACCAUCGAACAAGUAGCACAUCGGCGUGAAGAUCCAGGCUCGGAAAUUGAUGAAGUUAUGGAAACAGACACACUUUUUCUUACAGCCCAAAAAGAAACUCAAACGCAAAAUUUCGAACCAAUGUUUAUUCCGUCGCCACCGGAUAGCACCAAUGUAACAGUAAUAAUACGAAAUAUCGCAUCUUCUUCAUCGAAUCCAGAACUAAAUGUGCUUGAUUCGACGAUUUCUGCAAAGAUGCCCACAGUUGCUAAACUCCGCAAUGCGACUAUAGAAGAAAUAUUAUCAGAACUAGAUGAUGAGCAUCUAGUUGACGCUGUUACAAGUAAGUUCGGGGAAAUUGUUACAAAUAUACCCACAAAAGAGGAUGACAAAGCAACGAACGAGUCUUCCAGUGAGCGACGAAACGAGAGUGAUAAUAAUAAAACAGUGUCCGAGUUGUAUGUUGAAGAUAGUCUAUCCGAAAUGGAGGAGAUUGAUAAUGAAGAUGAUCGCGAAGCUCAGGCAGCAGAGCGUAUAGACACAUAUUACUUACCUCCAGAUAAUCGCAAGAUACCACAUGCCAGCCUGCCGAGUGGCGCUGUUGUAACUUUUGAUGGUAAAUCCAUUGUAGAUGGAAAUUUGGUAUUGCCACCUAAAUUGGAAAUACUUCAAGAAGCAAGCUCUCGGCGACAAGCGCACGGUCUCUCUCAAAUUGAACAGCUUAUUCGAAGCACACCCCAAGUCAGGCCAUUUCGAGGGGAAAUACCACAACCCGUAGUUGAGUUUCUUUCGAACGAACGCACACGAAAUCGAGUCGCCGGCACUGGCACUGGUGGUAUAGUAGGCGGCACAAGUUCUGCUAGUGCCGGUCCUUACUUGCCCUCCACCUCACUUUCUCCACCCCGAGUGCAUUCAACAAAGCUGCAAAAAUUGCAAGGAUCGGCCUACCGGCAAUAGCUUUAUUACGGAAGUGGUACUGGAUGAAAAAAUAUACACAAAAUAGAUACCUAAGUACUUUAAAUGUUAUUAGAAAAUUAUGAAAACCUUUUUUAGCAUAAAAUCCAUAAACCUUAAUAUUCGCAAAUCAUGGAUAAUUCUGUUAUGCCGCAGAUUACUUAAAUUUACGAAGACGAAGAAUAAAGUCCUCCUGAACAUCUUUAUUAACUUUUGUAUCUCAGAACAUAUAAACAAUAACUUAGUAUACAUGUAUAUAUAAUAUAAACAUGUCGAGGCACUGAAUAUACAUAUAUGUAUUACGACACUCCCCAGAAUGGUUCUAUAUUGAAAUCGCUUCAUAUUUAAUGGUGCCGCACAGCCCAUGAAGUUUCCUAUGUAUUCUAUUGUACUAUAUGGGAAAUAGGAUCUUUUUUGAUUAGUAUUGUAUAAAAUUGAUAAAAUUAACAUUUUCCAUUGGGCAAAUUUGCAAAAGGAAACACUGAUGCCAUAAUACAUAUAUAUAUACUCAAAUAAACUUAUUUUUUUUUUUAAUUUUAUAGUGUGAAUAAAGUACAGGUGAAGUAAAAAUGAUAUUGGCUAUGGGUUUCUUAUGUCCAGCAUAAAAAAUGUAUUUUUCAUGUAUUUUAUAUUUUACUUGUAAGAAUAAAACACAUUAUUAGAAAC